AUGAAAGCACUCUUGUUCAUUGUUCUUUUGGCCUUUGCUGUUGCUUAAGAUGAUCCAGUUGAAUUAUGUGUCAGAGAAAAAUGCCCAGAUGAAGUUGCUGCCUGUGAAAAGAAUGCCUUCUGUGCUAUUGCUGCAACAAAUUGCUCAAACAAAUGCGUAGCUGAUUAUGACUGUUUGAUCGAAUGUUCUAACAAAUCAGGAAAUAAAUUACUUAUUGCAUUGUAUUGUUUUAUAAUUAUCCAACUUUAGGAGCAAAUGCGGUCAAGCCAAUUGUUAUCCAUCAUUCUAAUUCUCAACUGGUUGUGAUGUUGCUACUUGUGCUGCCAUCUUGAGAGAAGAAUGCCUUGAUUCCAAUUCACUAUCCAGCUUCUCAUGUGCCUUUGGCUUCUUCGAGAGACAUCCAGAAUGCGAAUGUGUCUAAGAAUUAGUCUGAAUAGCAAUAUUAUUCCAUUUAUAAAUAUAAUAUAUUUGCCCAUCUCAUA
Paramecium octaurelia is the source of this 482-nucleotide messenger RNA. NCBI's taxonomy places the organism in Eukaryota, Ciliophora, Oligohymenophorea, Peniculida, Parameciidae. The record is from the annotation of a GenBank genome assembly.